GGCGCAGCGGGCGAAAAACUUCAAAAAGGUUGCGCGUUGCCAUGGCGGCUGUCACUCCCGGGAUUUCCAUGGCAACGGGGUGGAACCGGGCGGGGGCGCUGGGGCGAGCCUGUUGGGGGGCCGGCCCGUCUUCUCUGCUUGCAAACUGUGGGGCGACCCGCCGGGCCUUUGCCUCGGGAGCCGCGGCCAUGGCGGCCCUUAAGAUUGGUGACAAGCUGCCCAACGUGGAAGUCUACGAGGGAGACCCUUCGAACAAAGUCAACCUGUCCAGCCUCUUCAAGGGGAAAAAGGGCAUUCUUUUUGGGGUGCCCGGUGCCUUCACCCCUGGUUGUUCCCAAACGCAUCUGCCCGGCUACGUGGAGAAAGCAGGACAACUGAAAGGCAAGGGGGUCGAGAUCAUUGCUUGCCUGUCGGUCAACGAUAUUUUUGUCAUGAAUGAAUGGGGAAAGGCUCACCAAGCGGAAGGAAAGGUGCGGAUGCUGGCUGAUCCAACGGGGGCUUUUGGGAAGGCCACCAAUCUCUUGCUUGACAAGGACUCUCUCCGGCAGUUGUUUGGGACAAAUCGAUCCAAAAGGUUCUCCAUGGUGGUGGAGGACAGCAUGGUGAAGUCCCUCAACGUGGAAGAGGACGGGACGGGACUGACCUGCAGCCUGGCCAGCAACAUCGUCUCCCAGCUCUGAGGCCCAGACACCCCCCCUAUUGCUGAUCUUAGCCCUAGUGGGAAUCCACCCUACGCAACCAGUUGGUUCCUACCAGAUGGAUGGCCCUUGCGGGAUUUUGGAAUUGGCUCGGGGGGACGCACCAGAGAGGGAGUUGUGCGUCUUUACAUAAUUGUGGCGUCCUUGGUGCUCUCUGAGCUUCAAGACGUUUCAUGACCCAACUAGCUAACAUCAUCAUUGCUCUCUGUUUAUAUAUUAGUAGCUUGCCCUGUCAGUGUUGGGGAGAGUGUUUUCGUUUCGAUAGAUCCUUGAUUAGGCUGUUCAUUGUUUGAUUGUCGUAGCUGAUAGCAGCAAGUUCCUUUGUCUACAAAAAAAAAGAGUAAACCCCACUCUCUUCUAGCACUGAUGAUGUUAUCUAGUUAGGUCACGAAACGUCUGCCAGAAAACCACCAGGCUGAGAGAGCACCAAAGACCGCGUCGUUUAAACCUGAGCUGGAAAGAUUAUCUUCUGUUGGUUUACACAAUUGUUUUCGCUUCUUCUCUGUUCCUUGGAUUGCAAAUAAAUAGUCUGAAAUAAA
Crotalus tigris (Tiger rattlesnake) is the source of this 1237-nucleotide messenger RNA. RefSeq names its product peroxiredoxin 5 (gene PRDX5). The coding region runs from base 42 to 680 and encodes 212 amino acids. Gene Ontology annotation, molecular function: thioredoxin peroxidase activity. The record is from RefSeq and is a predicted model, not a curated record. Gene Ontology annotation, biological process: hydrogen peroxide catabolic process; cell redox homeostasis; cellular response to oxidative stress. NCBI's taxonomy places the organism in Eukaryota, Metazoa, Chordata, Lepidosauria, Squamata, Viperidae. The transcript has 6 exons. Gene Ontology annotation, cellular component: mitochondrion; peroxisome; cytoplasm.